This is a messenger RNA of Pygocentrus nattereri (red-bellied piranha), 1739 nucleotides long. Its product is annotated as amine sulfotransferase-like. Gene Ontology annotation, biological process: sulfation. The transcript has 7 exons. Gene Ontology annotation, cellular component: cytoplasm. NCBI's taxonomy places the organism in Eukaryota, Metazoa, Chordata, Actinopteri, Characiformes, Serrasalmidae. The record is from RefSeq and is a predicted model, not a curated record. Gene Ontology annotation, molecular function: sulfotransferase activity. Bases 302 to 1192 code for a protein of 296 amino acids.
UGUGUGCAUGUGUGUGUGCAUGUGUGUGUGCGUGCGUGUAGUGUGUGGCUGUGUGCCCUCAGAAUGACAUGACAAUUUUGCACAAGUGAGGACAGUAAUACAGAAAUCAAUAGAAAUCAACAGAAGUCCUUACAUGUAAUGUAAGACAAAUGUGAGAGUGUGUAGUGGGUGUGGGAGGAGGUGUGCGUGUGGGUGUGUGUAUAGUAGGUGGUUGUUAAAUAGCCUUUUCCACAGCCUUAAACUGCAGUAGUAUUGGUCAUCAGAAAAAGCUGAGUGGAGCUGAGAUCAUACAUCGAGAAUAAUGGCAGAUUGUCCAGGAAUUGACAAUGUUGAAGAUUUUAAGUAUAAGCUGAUAACCCACCGUGGCUUUCACCUCAUCUCUGCCAUCCAUUCUCCAGAAGAGGUUGACCGAAUCCAAAACUGGGAGAUUCAGGACUCUGAUGUUUUUGUUGUCACUUACCCCAAAUCAGGAACCAUCUGGCUCCAGCAAAUCCUCAGUCUGAUUGAGGCCAGAGGAGACAUUGAGGCCACUAAAGAUCAACUAAAUUCUGAGCGAAUGCCAUGGAUCGAGCUAAUUGGGAGUGAGGAGAAGUUUAUUUCAGCCACUCCACCCAGAAUCCGUGUCACACACCUGCAGCACAGAUUCGUCCCCAUCAGCCUCAGACAGGGGACAGGCAAGGUCAUCUACGUGGCAAGAAAUCCAAAAGACAUUUUGGUGUCCUACUACCACUUCCACAAAUACGCCUGUAUGCUGGAGACUCCGAAAGACUUCAAUGAGUUUUAUGAGAAGUUCAUGGAGGGACAAGUUUACGGAAAUUGCUGGUUUGAGCACAUUAAAACCUGGUAUUCUCACAGAGAUGAAAUGAACUUCCUGUAUAUCACCUAUGAAGACAUGAUCAAGGAUCUGCGGUCAGAGGUGGAGAGAAUCUGUGUGUUUUUGGGGAAAGACCUAAGUGAAAAUGAAUUGGAGGAUGUGGUGAAACACAGCACAUUCAAAAACAUGCUCAACAACAAGCAGGCUAACUACCAACAAAUCCCCAUCUCACUGCUGGACCAGCAGAACGGCAGCUUCCUGAGGAAAGGUACAGUGGGUGACUGGAAGAAUCACUUCACUGUGGCUCAGAGUGAGCAGUUUGACCAGGUGUUCCAGGAAAAGAUGAAGGAUGUGCUGCUUUCCUUUGUGUGGGACUAGAGUGACCUCAUCAAACCAUAAUGUUCUAUUUAAAAUGUGGUUAAUAAGUACCUUUUACUGUUAUUCAUCUCACAGCUUCUUGUAGGCCUUUCAAACGUUCACACUAAACAUUACUACUAUUUAGGGACUGCAGUAACAGAAUGAGUUGAAAAUGGUCAGAUACAAACCUUUUGAGUUGAUUCUUGCUGACGGUGCUCUGAUGUUUUGUGGAACGUUAUCAUUUUCUAAUACAGUGCUUCAUUAAUCUUAAUUUAAAAGGGUGUUUUAUACAUUGAUCAUUUGUGCUUGAAAGAAACUGUAUUUGUAAUUUAGUAGCUCUUAUUAUUGUUAUUACACUGGAUAUUAGUUGUCCUUAAACAAGUGCUGACUAUUUUUCAAAAUUAAGUGAUUUUUUACUAGAUCUCUACUGCCCACUUCUGGAAAAUAAAGGUCAUGGAUAAGCCUUUUGGCAUACUGAUGUGAAUACAUGGCUAAAAAUGCAAUAUUUUAAAAUGGAAAAUUGUAUAUAUUUUAAAUAUUACGCUUUCAAUAAACUUUGGCUUCCUUA